GAAGAGAUGAUGUAAUGAAUUGUGUCUUUUAAACAGGAUACGAUGUAAACAAAGAACGAGGAGGAGCAUUGGAUACAUUGAUGGCAGAUCUGAUGAACAGCUUUGGUAGCGACAUCAAUGACAGCACGCAACGACCUAUUGACCAGAGUAAUAACAGCAUGGGAGCGUAUCAUCCAAAUAGUGCUGCUACUUCUGCAGACCACUGUGCACAAUGUGGCGACGAGUUUGAUUACCGCGACGAUGUGGUGAAUGAUCGCAACAAGUACUACCAUAAGCAGUGUUACACUUGCCAGCUAUGCCGCGCACCCUUUGACCACCGCCGCCCUUGUUUUGAACAUAACGGCAAACUGUAUUGUGAACGGGAUUACAAUGUGGUGAAAAAGCGUAUCACCUGUGCAGGAUGCGAUCGCCUUAUUGCUGCCAACGCUAACUCAAUUAAGGCUUUGGGACAGCACUAUCACCCUGGCCAUGUGAAAUGUUAUCACUGCUAUCAGCCUAUUGACGAACGCACCGGUUACAAAGAACAUCAGGGUCGUCUCUAUUGCCGCGCUGACUUUAAAGCUUUAUUUUUACCGUCUUGUCGCGCAUGUGGUAAGCCCGUUGAACGGCAAGCUGUAUCGGCGACGGACGGUAAAUUACAAGGAAAAUGGCAUCUCGAGUGUUUUGGAUGUCACACGUGUCAUCGAGAAUUCCCGGAUAACACCUUUUACGUCUUUGACAACGCACCUUAUUGUAAACGCCACUAUCAUCAACUCAAUAACUCGCUUUGCCGAACGUGUGAUGAGCCUAUUGAAGGCCCCUGUGCACAAACCAUAGAAGGCUGGCGAUUCCAUCCAGCUUGCUUUAGAUGCAAUGUACGUACAACACUCCUUUUUUAUAUAUGCGUCAUACCACAUUAUGGAUUUUCCUUUAUUUGCGAGAGACUCAAGAAGCAUCUUAUAUUCGUUAUUGCACAUACACAAAUACGACACCAUGUGCACAAUAUACAUAUAUGCUCAAAACAUGCAGGUUUGUCGUUGCGAAAUCACAGAUACCUACUAUAUGUUCGAGCGCCGCAUUUAUUGCGAGACACAUAUCCGUCAACUUCAGCGCCAGCGUAAUAUCCGUGCUGAGAAAAGAAAAACCCAAUUCGGCCGUAUUUAGCUCUAAUUUAUAUUAUAUAAUAACACAAAC
Molecule: messenger RNA, 1173 nt
Organism: Zychaea mexicana
Lineage: Eukaryota; Fungi; Mucoromycota; Mucoromycetes; Mucorales; Lichtheimiaceae
Exons: 3
Coding region: 81-1100 (339 amino acids)
Cellular component (GO): nucleus; Z disc
Molecular function (GO): transcription coregulator activity
Source: RefSeq, a predicted model, not a curated record